This is a messenger RNA of Daphnia pulex (common water flea), 1008 nucleotides long. RefSeq lists its product as uncharacterized. The transcript has 2 exons. The record is from RefSeq and is a predicted model, not a curated record. Lineage: Eukaryota; Metazoa; Arthropoda; Branchiopoda; Diplostraca; Daphniidae. The coding region runs from base 192 to 896 and encodes 234 amino acids.
UAAUAAAAUUCGAGUUUUUUCCAGAUUAAAGCUCAAAGUAAAAUAUUGCGGAACAUGGGUGUGGUUGAAUCAGCCAAGGGUGGGAUUCACCAGGUGUAUCUUAUCCCAGGGAUACAUCGUGCGGGAUGACUGCUCGCAUAACCUCUCGUCAAACGAGAUUUCAAGGUUAUUAGCAUCCUUAAGUGAAAGGAAUGAGUUUGACCGUGAAAUUUGAAAAUAUAAUAAUAUGCGGAAGUUUUUUUCUCACAAUUCAAGUAAAGGAUGUAGUCUUUUGCCCGACGGCUAACUUUGAACGAUAUAAAAGAAGACCCCAAUUCCAAUCUCUUCACUUGUUCACUGCAACGUCUGUCCACUACAAGCAUUACCCCAACAUGAAAUUCUUGAUCAUAAGCUUCUUCUUGGCUUGCGCCUCCGCUCAAUGGGUUGCCCCAUAUUACAGCCAAUGGUCCCCAUACAAUCCUCAGUUUACCAAUGACUUGUUGUCGAAGAGCGUUGACUUGAACAAGGACGGCCAACCCGAUGUCCCAGUCUACACCGCAGCCCCCGCUCUCUUGCCCAACUACUACCCCUACGCCGGUCUGAACUACCGCGCUGGAUUCCCCUACACUUACGGCGCUCCUUUCACCUACCCCUUCGUCCAGGCUACCGCUGCUCCCGCCGCUGAGGUCAAGUCCACCCGCAGCAAACGUCAAGUUGCCGUCCUUCCCCACAACCCAGCUGAAUUCCUCAACGAUUUCCGUUACAAAAGCGUUGACCUGAACCAGGACGGCCAGCCCGACAACGCCGUUUACACUGCCCCAGUUGCUCCCAUCGCUCCUGCCCGAUUCGUCACUCCUUACCCUGGAUUCACUGGAUACCUCCCUCAACCUUACCCAUUCUUCAACGGAUUCUAUUAAUUUAACUGCCCGCUAACCCACCAUUGAAAUGAACUGUUGUUAUAAUUGUUAUUACCUUCUUGUUUUGAAACUCUAAUUGUUUCUUACUUUCUGAUUACAAAAUUCAUAUCGC